Messenger RNA from Micropterus salmoides (largemouth bass), 5966 nucleotides. RefSeq names its product mucin-5AC-like. Bases 159 to 3485 code for a protein of 1108 amino acids. The record is from RefSeq and is a predicted model, not a curated record. Lineage: Eukaryota; Metazoa; Chordata; Actinopteri; Centrarchiformes; Centrarchidae. The transcript is spliced from 10 exons.
CCGUUGCUGCAGUAGUAGUGGUGUGUGUGUGCAUGUGUGUCUGCUAACGUUACGUUACCUCUCGCACAGUUUGGCUGUGUUCGGCCCCGAGCACACAGCGGAGCUUGGCGUCUGGAGAGAGGAAAACAGAGACAGGUAGCUUAGUUCGGGCGUGAAAGAUGGAGCUCUCUGCGGUGGGAGAUCGCGUUUUCGCCGCGGAAGCCAUACUGAAACGCCGCGUUCGUAAGGGACGACUUGAAUACCUGGUAAAAUGGAAAGGAUGGGCAAUGAAGCACAGCACUUGGGAGCCAGAGGAGAAUAUUCUGGAUGACAGACUGAUAAUGGGCUUUGAGCAAAAGGAACGGGAAAGGGAAUUGCAUGGGCCGAAGAAACGGGGGCCAAAACCCAAAAACUUUGUCAUGAAGGCUCGUGCUCAGAAAGGAGGGACCAGCAGCCGAGCCUCAAAUGCCCGCCAGACUCCAUCACACUCCUCUACAUCCACUUCCAGCCAAGCAACUCCUUCCUCCUCCGCUUCGCCUCAUCAUUUAGCAUCUUCGUCCUCCUCUUCCUCAACCUUGGCACCCACUCCUAAACUCAAUUCGCUUGCAGCCACCCACAAGCUGAAGAAAGACAUUCACCGUUGCCACCGGAUGUCCAGGCGCCCUCUGCCCCGUUCAGACCCCAUGGCGGCUGCCUUCUCCAACCCCGGUGGCUUCCCCUCGCGCCCGCAUGUUUCUCCUUUCUCUGAGACUGUCCGCAUCCUCAACCGUAGAGUCAAACCCCGGGAGGUCAAGAGGGGUCGGAUCAUCCUCAACCUGAAGGUCAUUGACAAGCCAGGUAGGGGUGGUGCAGCCGCAGGCAGCAGGAAUAUUACAGCAGGACGCCAAAACAUCCCUUCCCGCAAUCGCAUCAUUGGGAAGAAAGGAGAGGCACCCUAUAGACCUUUCCAGCCCCCUCUGAAGAUGCUGGGCUUCCCGAUGUACGGGAAGCCGUUUGGGCUGCAAUGUGGAGGCCCUUUGCCCUUUCCCUCCCACCCGGGGUCAUGCUCCAGCACAGGGGCCAGAGACACCCACUCCACUUCCUCCCAGUACCAGUCACCUCCUUCUCCUUCCAGCUCCAGCGGCUCUGAAGGAAAAUCUCCUGCCAAUGCUUCAGCUACUCAGUCCCAGCCAACCACCGGAGCUUCAUCUUCCAGUGAGGGUCCCAAGUCCAGUAAACCUCAGACAGAGACCAAGAAGGGUGAGGGCGCCAAGCUGCCUGCUCCUCCCACAUCCUCAGAUGCAGCGUCCGCGUCUCCCUUCCUCCCCUCCUCACCCUGUUCUUCUUUGGAAGAUGAGGAGGAGGAGGACCUCUCGGUCCCCCCAGAGGGAGGUAGGAAAACUCCUCGCCAACGCAGGGCUAAACACCAGCUGCCCGCCGCCCCUUCCUCUGUCACCCCUGGGGACCAGAGCUCUGCCCCCGCCGAACCCCGAAGGGUUCCCGCCGAGGGAGACCCCGACUGGCACCCUGAAAUGGCUCCAAGCUGCAAGGAUGUGGUGGUCACUGACGUCACCACUAACCUCGUCACUGUCACCAUAAAAGAGUUCCCCUCCCCUGCCUCCGGUCCCGCCUCACCCUCCCCUAGCCCCGAAGAGGCCUCCUCUCCUCCCCCGAGCACCACCUCUGACGACGCCUCUCCACCCAAGCCAUUUGCUUCGGUCUCCACAGUCAUAAUGAAGUUCGUGGUGGUGCUUGUGGGAGCGGGCACCCUGGCCUUCCUCGGCGCGGUCAUCUGCAUCAUCGCCAGUGUUUAUCCCCGGAAACGCGCCGUGCCCAUCAGCGACAACGGCACCCUGACAUCGGAGACGCUGCUCCAGCCCCUGGAGCCCGGAUCGGUGGCUCAUGCCGGGCCGCUGGGCGCUCUACACGGCGCCGAGUCUUACGGUGGAGGGGACGGGCUCGGCGGCAUCGGCCUGGAGGUCCCCACUCUGAACGAGCUGAACCUCGGGGAGGAGACAGGCGGUGGGUCCGCGAAACAGUUCAGCUUCAGUCGGUUGAUCUGCACACCUGUACCGGUCGGAGAAUGCAAGACCAAAGAUCUAAGGCAGCGGCGACAACAGCAGCAAGCGGACGACCCGCUGUACGGAGCCGGGGAUGAAGACUGGACGUAUCUCCGGACCACCGCGGAGGAGCUUCGGCAGACUGUCCUGCAGCAGAACGACCAGAUCCUCAUGGACCAUAGGACCAUCCGGGAGUUGACGGGGAAGCUGAGUGAGUGUGAGAGCGGCCUGGAGGACGAGAAGAACGUCCCGGAGCGGAGCAUCGGGGUCUGGAGCGGCAAUCGCCGCGUCAUGGCCGGGGAUGAUGUCAGUUCUUCCGCCGCGGCGCAGCUGCAGACGGCGCGUGCCGUGGAGGAGCUUGCCAGGGCCAUCAUGGAUCUGAAGGACCGCAUUGAGAAACUCGAGGCAGAGAUAGGCCCUGCUGCCUUGAACCUUACUGACACACCUGUGGGUCCAAGUACCAGCAGCGGCAACAGUGGCAGCAACAGCCCGGCUGGUAAUACCGGCAAGGCUCCAGCUACUCCCACCGGCAGUGCUUCCUCCCCACCUGCAGCGGCUCCCCCAGGGGGUCGCCGUCCUGCCUCCCCGGCUUCCCCUGCCCCCAAGCCUCCAAUCAAGAGCUCCCCUGGGCGCGGAAAGGGCACCUGGAGGGUGGAGGACCUGGAGGGGGAGCUCGAGAGGAAGAUUAAGAUGUUGGAGAGGGAGCGUCAGGCCAUGCGGAAGGAGACACAGGGCCAACACGAGAAGAUCAACGAGGGAAUCGACACCGUCAGCCACCGGGUCACUGAGCUGGAACACACACUGACAGAGCCGUCGUUCCCUGAUGGCUUCGUCCUCUCCUUCCCCAUGCGAACCAACUAUAUGUACGGCCUGGUGAGAAAAGAGAUAACUGAGAUGUAUGCCUUCACUGCCUGUGUCUGGCUGAAGGCCAAAGAAGGGGGCAUCGGGACCCCUUUCUCCUACUCAGUCCCUGGGCAGCCUAACGAGUUGGUUCUGCUACAGGGAGUCCACAACCCUGUGGAGCUGCUAAUCAAUGACAAGGUGGCGCAGCUGCCUCUGUCCCUACCACAGGACGAGUGGCAGCACAUCUGUGUUAGCUGGACCCUGAGGGACGGGGUGUGGAAGGCCUACCAAGGGGGGAAGAUGAAGGGGAGGGGAGAAGGACUGGCUGCCUGGCAUCCCAUCAAACCAGGAGGAGUCCUCAUACUGGGACAGGAGCAGGACACAUUGGGCGGGCGUUUUGAUGCCUCCCAGGCCCUGGUCGGGGAGCUCUCCCAGUUCAAUCUGUGGGAUCGAGUGUUGAAGCCGGCAGAGGUGGCCGCUCUGGCCGACUGCAACUCCUCGGCCCUGGGCAACAUCGCCCCUUGGACCGACCACGACGUAGAUGUCUAUGGCGGUGCCACCAAGGAGUCCCUGGACCCGUGCCACGCUGCCCAGAGAUCCAACCCCUCCAGCCCCAAACAGUGAAGUGUGACUGGGAGAAAUCAGCCAAGGAUGGCUGUGUUUGAUAGGUCGAUUUAGGAGAAGAUUUAGGAGGUGUGUAACAAUGUAUCACAUUGGGGUUUACAGUAUAUUUGUUAGGGAUGGGAAGCUUUCUGGUGGACUGAAAUAUGUGAUGGAGCUAUUAAACCGUUAAGAGCUGUGUAUCUGUUUUGUUUUUAGUGUUGGUGUCCACGCUCAUGUGUUAACUUCUGCAGUGAGAUACAGUGAGUUUAGUCACAGAUUCGCCUUAGUGAAGGCUGCAUGGGUGGAUGAACUUCUGGCAUGAAUAGGACUCUUAUGGAAGCAUUCAAUCAUAGAUUAAUUAUUGGCUCUGGUUAAGUCUACCACCCUCUGUUUUAGGUAAUUGUCUGUUUGGCCAGUGAACCAUACACGGUUAUUCAGGCAGAGGGCAUUGAUGGGUUUAAAUACAAUUAUGAAAUGAACAUUUAAGGAUGCCAUAUAUAAGGGUUUCUUAAUUUUACCACACAGUGACACAGAGCUCUAGCUUUCCUCAUCUCGUGUCCAGAUGGUUGUGUUUAAUGCUAAAACUGAACUCUGUAAUGCUAUCAUGGCUAUAUUGGUUUUAACCCUCAACGGGAAACAAAAUCAGUUUUGUUCAUUUUUAACUGUAUAUGAUACUGUUGAGUAUUGUCUUUGUACUUUUAAGUUUUCUACAUUGCGUACUAUACUAUGAUUUGGUAAAACGGUGGUCUUAUAAAUGUAUAUUGUGUAAUGUAUCUCUGGUAAUGUUGCUCUGUGCCAGUCUGCUCCCCAUGUUGUAGCCUCUCACAUCACUCACAGUCCUGCAAAGUUAAGUUGCAUCAUUUUCGUUUGCAACUUAGACAAAGCAGUGCUUUCAGUUCAGACCUCUGAAGUAAACACUUGAUGUCUACCUAAACACCAUUCAAACACAGCAACUGUGACUAAACUGGGUGAGUUUGGUAAAAUUGUGUUGUAUCCUUGAAUGUAAGUCAGAUGAAGUGUAUUUGCAUGAGCAAAGUCACAUUUCCUGUCACUAAACAAAAUGUGUAAAUUACAGUGUUGGUUUCCCCAAAUUACCCCACACUCUGAAGCACACAGAUGUCUCUUUGGUAAAUCAGAUCCUCACAGAAUGCUUGACAGGGGUGUAUGAAUUGGACUGAAUCUGUGGGAACUUAACAUCUGAUUCGGUAUAGAGGAUAAAUACAAAAAAACUGUUUUACUUUCAUUCUCUCAGCAAACUAAAGAACAAACAAGCUAAUAUGAGCAAAAAUAAAUAAAUAGAUAAAAUGUGGGAUGCACUUACACUGCAGUUUUUUUUGCUUUUUUUCUGUCACGAUAUUCCCUGUUCUAAAAAAUGUAUAACUACAAUAUACGUAAUACUAUGUUUACGUCAUGUGAAGAUAAUAAAAGGAAAUAUUUCUUUGGGUAGUACUUACAAGCUUGUUUAUCACAAGGAGUGUAACUUUGCACUCUGAAUGAGGAGUUGGUUAUGUGAUGUAAAAAGAGUGAGCAUGAUCAAAUUAGCAUUAAAUUAGGAUUAUUGGCAGUUGCCUUGAGUGAUUUCUGAUGCAGAAUUAAGAUGCAACGCUAAAUUUAUCCGAGAUAAAGAAAAGACUUGAUGUAUGCCUUCCUGAUUCGAGCACCUCAAAAUAGCCUAAUCUUCAACUUAUGGAGCAUCAGACCUGCUAUCUCAAAAAACAUUGCAAAGUGAGGCAUCACAUUAAUUCAAGGCUUCUAGAGUGUCAAAGUACUGCACGUACUGUAAGUUUAACCUCAUUGAAAAUUAUUACAAAAGUUGUCUCACUGCCUGAUAAAUACCCAAAGUAAGGAUGGUUAAAAGACAAAGACAACAAUCAUAGCAACUGCUUUUAACCAUGAGACAGCACACCAGCUAGUGGGCAAAUAUACUGUAUAUUACCUUUAACUUUGAUAUUAUGUCCUCUAGAAUUUUAGAUUAGUUUGGUUCUUUGGUUUUCAGUCAGGAGACUGUGAGAUAAUCAUGUUUCUCAGAUAAUGUUACAUGAUUUACAUGCUCUUUUUACAUAACAAGAAAGUUUGUUUGUGCUUAAUCUCUUGAUUUGAUUAGAACAAGGCACCCACUGUCAGGGAUAAAUGUUUGAUUCCCACUUUGGCCAGCUACACUAAUCAUGUAUCCAACACUGUGCAGUAAAGUGAACUGUAGUUAAAAUAGCGCUUCUGUUCACUUAUUACCUCAAGACAUCAGCGCAACAUACGAUUUGACACCCUGUUGUAAAGUGCCUGCUUGGGCUGUCAUGCCCGUAAAAAUAGUGAAAUGUUUUUAUGUUUUCUUCUUCGUGGUCUCUUUCUUCUCCUUCUCUCUGUCUUUCUCUGUCUCUCUCUCUCUUGCUUUUGGUUGUUGAAGGUUGUGACAGUGUUGCGCUUGUCCUUAUUUGCAUAUUGGAUCCUCUAAGAUAUUGUGAAAUAGAUGGAUAAAAAAAAUUUAAUAAAAUGGUUAUGACAACA